This is a messenger RNA of Merops nubicus (carmine bee-eater), 1341 nucleotides long. RefSeq names its product helicase POLQ-like. The annotation marks the transcript as partial. The transcript is spliced from 5 exons. The record is from RefSeq and is a predicted model, not a curated record. Gene Ontology annotation, molecular function: nucleic acid binding; ATP binding. NCBI's taxonomy places the organism in Eukaryota, Metazoa, Chordata, Aves, Coraciiformes, Meropidae.
UGCAGUAACGACAGUGAAGAAGACAUGUUCGGUGACUACGAUGGCUUUGCUGGAAACGAUUCUUUGCUGGCUCAAGUUGAUGCCAUAGAGCACAAAUACAUGCAGGAUAAGAGUACAGCUGGUACAGCAGCUGGUGAAGCCAGUCUUGAGAAUCUUCAGUCAGACGUUCACCAGCAAACACAGGGUCAGUCUGCUUCAGAAAACAUGCCUGCCCUUAGAGCUGGCCAAGAGCAGCCUUUGGAAAUGAAUAGAAAUGACCCAGUGGGCAGCAGUCCAGAACCAGCUGAAUCUGCUUUGGACGACUUGCCAUCAUCCCAGCUGCUGUAUUUUGACACAAUGGAUGAACUUUCUUCUGGUUCUAGGAUAUCUCCAGUCUUAGAAAGGACAAAUUUGUGUGAGCAUUCCUCCUCAGACAAAACCAGAAGUCCACCAUCUUUUCAUCCUGGUGCUGAACACAGGAACAGACCUGCUGACUUUUCUUCACACUCGAAGUGUGAUCUACCUAAAACUGAGAGUCUUAAAGAUCAUCUGAAAAGUGCUAUGACUGGAAAUGCCAAAGCCCAGACUCUGCAGGUCUCCAAGACCAAGCAGCUUAAAGAAGCUGUUUUAUCUGAAGAGAUUUCUGUUGCUCAGAGAGCUAUUGAAUCCUCCUCCGUGGACAAAGGCCCUUUCUAUGGGUUACCCAGCAAAGUCAAGGACCUGCUCAGACAGCUCCGGGGGAUUGAAACGCUUUAUGAAUGGCAGCACGAGUGCUUGACGUUAGAGUCUCUACAGCAGAGGAAGAAUUUAAUAUACUCAUUGCCAACCAGUGGGGGAAAAACACUGGUAGCUGAAAUAAUAAUCCUCCAGGAGCUGCUCUGCAGGCAGAAGGAUGUUCUGAUGAUCCUGCCAUACGUUGCUAUUGUCCAGGAAAAGGUCUGGGUUAGGGGUUUAUCGAGUUUUGGGAUAGAACUGGAUUUCCUGGUUGAAGAAUAUGCAGGAAGUAAAGGAAGAUUUCCACCCAUCAAGAGGAGAGUAAAAAAGUCUCUCUAUGUUGCUACCAUAGAAAAGGGAAAUGCUCUAGUGAAUUCCCUGAUUGAGACAGGAAGAAUUGAUGACCUUGGGCUUGUUGUAGUAGAUGAGUUACAUAUGCUUGGUGAAGGGAGUCGUGGAGUGACACUGGAAAUAACUCUUGCAAAAGUCCUUUACACUAGCAAGGGCACACAGAUCAUUGGGAUGAGUGCAACGCUGGCCAACGUGGGGGAGCUGCAGCAGUUCCUGCAGGCAGAGUUCUACACCAGCGACUUCCGCCCGGUCUGUGAACCAGAUCCCAGGGACUGGGACACGAGUUCUUUGGCUUGA